Molecule: messenger RNA, 1475 nt
Organism: Hyphopichia burtonii NRRL Y-1933
Lineage: Eukaryota; Fungi; Ascomycota; Pichiomycetes; Serinales; Debaryomycetaceae
Exons: 3
Coding region: 1-1338 (445 amino acids)
Biological process (GO): transmembrane transport
Molecular function (GO): transmembrane transporter activity
Source: RefSeq, a predicted model, not a curated record
AUGAGUUUGCAUAGUCAGAAUUCACAAGAAUCAAAGCCGAAACAAGAGAUGGAGACUCCAUUAGAUCUAGAAGAAGAUUUACCACGUCACAAUACCAACCAAAUACCCGAUGGUGGUAGAGGAUGGAUAGUUGUUCUCGGAGUUUUUCUAUUGAAUUUUGGAUCUUGGGGUGCUAAUAGUGGGUUUGCAAUUUAUCUUAAUUACGAUUUAAGUAAUCAUGUCUUUAAAGGUGCAACUAAAGUAGAUUAUGCUUUAAUUGGUGGGUUUGCGCUCGGUUUAGGUAUUAUAUUUUGUCCUUUUAUAAAUUAUUUACAAGGUAUAUUAGGUACUAGAGGACUUAUUUUAUUAGGUAAUAUCUUACAAUUUGCUGGUGUUUUCAUGGCAAGUUUUACUAAAAAAUUAUGGCAAUUAUAUUUAACUCAAGGGGUUUUAAAUAGUUUUGGUUUAGCUUGUAUAUCAUUACCAGCUAUUACUUUACUUCCUCAAUGGUUUAAGAAAAGAAGAACUUUUGCCGGGGGUCUUGGUACCGGUGGUUCAGGAAUUGGGGGGAUUGUUUUCAAUCUUGGUAUGCAGAAAGUUUUGCAAGCAAGAUCAGUUUGGUGGGCUUUAAGAGCUCAAAGUAUUCUUUGUCUCGGUAUUAUUUCAAUUGGGAUCUUAUUAGUGAAAGCAAGAACUGAGAGGAAAAUCGAAUUUACUGCUUUUGAUAAACAAGUUGCAAAAUGUGCCGGAUUUUAUCUUUUGGUUAUAUUCGUUAUAACUUGUAUGUUUGGUUACGCUAUUUGCUUAUAUACAAUGGUUAAUUUCACUGUUUCUUUAGGUUAUACACCUUAUCAGGGAUCUAUUGCUUCUGCCAUGGUUCAAGUUGGUUCAUUUUUCGGUAGACCCACUGUUGGUCUCAUUUCUGAUAAAGUUGGUGCUUUAUCAAUGGGUUGUAUCGUCUAUAUUUUAACCGCAGUUUUCACUUUGGGAAUGUGGUUACCUGCAAGAAACUAUGCUACCAUCAUUGCUUUCAGUAUUAUAAUUGGUCUGAUUAUGGGUUCUAUCUAUGGGAUCUUACCAGUGAUUGUCGCUAGAUUGGUUGGUCUUAAAAAAUUAAAUGUUACUUUCUCCAUGAUCUGGCUGUUUGUUGGUGGUGCAGGAAUUGCUUCUCCAGUAAUUGGUCUUGUUUUAACAACCAACUCAAUUGGUCCUGAUAAAUAUAGCCAUUGUAUCAUAUUUGCUGGUUGUUCAUUUGCUGUUUCUGCUUUAUGCUUGGUCAUCCUUAGAGGUUAUAUCAUAGCAAGAGAUAAAAUAGCCAAUGGUGAAUCCGAUCCAGAUAUGGGCUCUACAAAGGUUUGAAAUUUUUGCAUCAUCGAUAUUGUAUAUAUUCAGUUUUUCUAAUCUUUUCGCAAUCAUUUUUCAUUUUUAUUAUCCUGUUCACUCAUGGGUUUCAACUUGCAUUAUAAAACUUAAACAUAGCAUCUCAAAUCAUUUUC